GUAUUCAGUUAGAUCUUAUUUCUAAUCUUCAAACUAAAAACGUAUCUACGCUGUCUAACUUGUGCUGAGGUCAGACUGAGGCUCAUGUGACAGAUUGUCACAUGAUCGACGCCGCGUUGUAGUCUAUCAGCUGUUUGCUCUGGACAGGAAUUGAGUGGUGUGCGAGUUUUAUCCAUAUAUAUAUAUAUAUAUAUACACUGUACUGUAGAAGAUAUAUUAAAAGAUGGAUAUCCGCGGGGAUGUGGACGCUGCAGUCCCCACUAAUAUCAUUGCUGCAAAGGCAGCCGAGGUGCGGGCCAAUCUGGUCAACUGGCAGUCCUACCUGCAGAGUCAGAUGAUCUCUGCAGAGGACUGUGAAUUCAUCAAGAAAUUUGAGGUGGCCAACUCUGAGGAGAAACAUGUCAUUCUGACCAAUGAAGGACAUCAGUGCGCAAAGACCUUUCUGAACCUGAUGGCCCACAUCUCCAAGGAGCAGACAGUCCAGUACAUCCUGACUCUGAUUGAUGACACUCUGCAGGAGAACCAUCAGCGUGUGAACAUCUUCUUUGACUACGCCAAAAAGACGAAGAACACAGCAUGGUCCUACUUCCUUCCUAUGCUGAAUCGUCAGGACCUUUUUACUGUCCACAUGGCGGCAAGGAUCAUUGCCAAGCUGGCUGCAUGGGGCCGUGAUCUGAUGGAGGGCAGUGAUCUGAACUACUACUUCAACUGGAUCAAAAGUCAACUGAGCUCACAGAACCUACAUGGUACAGAAACAGGCUCAGGAGCAGGAACUAUUUCCCCCAGUGAAAGCUCUCAGUAUGUCCAAUGUGUGGCUGGAUGCCUUCAGCUGAUGCUGAGAGUCAAUGAGUACCGUUUUGCCUGGGUGGAGGCUGAUGGAGUCAACUGCAUCACAGCGGUGCUGAGCAACAAGUGUGGCUUCCAGCUCCAGUACCAGAUGAUCUUCUGUGUUUGGCUCCUGGCCUUCAGUCCUCAGCUCUGUGAGCAGUUGAGACGCUACAACGUAGUGCCAGCGUUGUCCGACAUCCUCCAGGAGUCUGUCAAGGAGAAGGUCACACGCAUCAUCCUGGCUGCCUUCAGGAAUCUUCUGGAGAAGUCUGCAGACAGGGAGACUCGACAGGAGUAUGCUUUGGCCAUGAUUCAGUGCAAGGUGCUGAAGCAACUCGAGAACCUCGAGCAGCAGAAGUACGAUGAUGAAGACAUCACAGAGGACAUUAAGUUCCUGCUGGAGAGUCUGGGGGAGAGUGUGCAGGAUCUCAGCUCAUUUGAUGAGUACAGCUCUGAAUUGAAGUCCGGCCGCCUGGAAUGGAGUCCUGUGCACAAGUCUGAGAAGUUCUGGCGUGAGAAUGCGGUUCGCCUGAACGAGAAGAACUAUGAGCUCCUCAAGAUCUUAACAAGGCUGUUGGAGGUGUCUGAUGACCCUCAAGUCAUAGCAGUGGCAGCUCACGACGUUGGAGAGUAUGUGCGACAUUACCCACGUGGCAAACGGGUGAUUGAGCAGCUGGGUGGAAAACAGCUGGUGAUGAAUCAUAUGCACCACGAGGACCAGCUAGUCCGUUACAACGCCCUGUUGGCUGUGCAGAAGCUCAUGGUCCACAACUGGGAGUACCUGGGAAGACAGCUCCAGUCCACUGAUCAGCAGCAAACUCCAGCCGUGGCAGCUCGAAGCUGAACUGUUUCUGUGUGUUUGUGUAUUAAUGUAUGUAUGAGUGUGUACCGUAUGUACAUUGGCCCAUUUAAUAGUCAACUGUUCAGUUUGUGAAAUGACUUGAAAAUCAAACGUUGUGGUUUACUCCUUUCACCUGCAAAUCCCAAAUGAUCCUUGAUGUUACUUGAUUGAAUGUCGUGCUUCGUCGUGACCUCUCAGCUAAGUGAUGCGUGGUCAUUGAAGUCGCUCUUCAUGUCUGUGAUUAUGUACAAAACUGCAUGUUAUUUAAGUCUUACCUGGAAAACAUUGUAUGUAUCCCAAUAAAGAUGCUUAUCAAUGGUG
This is a messenger RNA of Micropterus dolomieu (smallmouth bass), 1990 nucleotides long. It is a transcript of the gene atp6v1h, whose product is annotated as ATPase H+ transporting V1 subunit H. NCBI's taxonomy places the organism in Eukaryota, Metazoa, Chordata, Actinopteri, Centrarchiformes, Centrarchidae. The record is from RefSeq and is a predicted model, not a curated record. The transcript has 14 exons. Gene Ontology annotation, molecular function: proton-transporting ATPase activity, rotational mechanism. Gene Ontology annotation, cellular component: vacuolar proton-transporting V-type ATPase, V1 domain; lysosomal membrane. Gene Ontology annotation, biological process: proton transmembrane transport. Bases 224 to 1672 code for a protein of 482 amino acids.